UUUGCUGCUAUGGAAGAUUUUCGUCAUCCUCUCGAAGAGAGAUUAAAAGUCGAUGCAGAAUUUUCAAAAACAAGACUAAAAGCUGGGAGUCCAACAGGCAGCCUUCAAAACCGUAUAGAUGACUUGGAAAAUAAGAAUUUCACUCUAGAAGAAGAGGUCAAAGACCUUCGAAUACAAUUAACAGGGCGGCAAAAUGACUUGGCAAAAAUACAAGAACUUUUAAAUAAAAGAACAGCUGAACAUGAAGAGAAAAUGAAGAAAAUGCGUGGCAUUCUCAACUCCGCUAAGAAAAAUGUGGAUGACCUGCGUCAAACAGUGACUGCAAAAGACGCAGAAAUUGUCGAAUUGAAAGAAUCCCUUGAGAUGCUAAAAGAAAAAGAUCAACAGACAAAAGUUACUAUGGAUGAAAUUGAAAAAUCAGCCAGUCGUCUCACAACCGAGAUGCUGAGUCAGGCAGCGAUGUAUACAGCACAAAUCGAACAACUGGAAUCUCGAUUACGACUAGCAAAUCAGCAAGCCCUUGAAGUAAAAGCAGAGUUUCAGCAAUACAAACAACGAGCUCAUGCAUUACUUCAAGAAAAGAAUGCAAAUAGUAAUACUAGUGCGCAAGCUAAUAAUAACAGUAGCAGCAGUAGCGGCAUCGGUAAUAAUAGCCUUAGUAAUAGUAAUAUCGUGAGUAAUGCCAAAACAUUGGAAUUAGCUGAAUCGUCAAAGAAAAUGGAAACUGAAAUUAGGCAUCAAUCCGCUGAACUAAAACUUGCAAAUGACAAAUUACGAGCCACCACCAAAGAUCUGGAACGGGCAUUAUCACGAAACGCGGAACUCGAAAAAGAACUGCGAAAAUCACAAUUAGACGCGCUGGGGAAUGUCGAAGCUGUAAAAGAAGCACAAAACUCUCUGCGUGUUGCUCAGACGGAGAUUCAGAAUCUAAAAGAAGAACUGCAAACAAUAAAUACACGUCACGAGACUGCUAUGUUGGAACUUCGAAAUCAGUUGGUCAAUUCUACGAAUACUAUCCAUAAUAAUCUUGCCAAAAAGCAAGAGGAGAACGAAGAGCUACAGCGAAUAUCAGAGAAUUUAAGUGAAGAGUUAUCGCAAGUUCGCGCGCAGCUACUAGAACGUACUAAAGAACUUGAGGGACUACAGAAACAACUCGAUGGGAAAUCAAAUACCUUUCGGAGCAGGAAUACAGCACAAUCGAAGGACUUAAUGGAUAAUGAUGUAAAAUUAAAAGAUGCUCGAUUAGAAACUGGCAAUAAUAGCCAAAUUAAUUCUGCUCGGACUGUAUUGCUAGAAGGUCGACAGCACACCACUUUAUCGGAUCUAUUGGUUGAUGUCGAUAACAGUAAAAGAUUAAAAGACAAGGCUCCAAUAACCGCGUUAUCAUUGGAUAGAGAGAAGGAGUUCACGUUCAAACUACAACAUAUGGCUGAACUGUUAAAUGAAAGUGAAGCUCAAGUGAAAAGGCUUGAAGAACAAGAAAAGGUUCUAAAAGAAGAAAUUCGAAAAAUGGAUCGUCUCGAAAAGCGACAAGACUUGAGUGUCGAAUAUUUAAAAAAUGUCGUGUUGCGAUUCUUUGAGACACGGCCUGAUGAUCGCGAGCCCUUAAUCCCAGUAAUAUCGACGAUUCUGCAACUAAGUCCGGAGGAAACACGAAACCUUAAAGAAAAUGCGUUGAAUAGUGUGGCAACAAAUCCUGUUGUUUUGGGAUUUGUGCAAAAAGACAUCCAACGAGUAAAUCGAAAAAUAGCGCAAAAUCCAACGGUUAGUAAAUAUGUUCAGGAGCAAUAUGAACAAGCUCUCUCAGAAGACCCAACAGUAUUUGCAUAUGAUGAGGUCUAUGAUAACAUGAAAAGUGCGGAACGAAGAAAAGCUGAAAUACUUAAAGGACCAGAACCUGAGGCUAGGAAGGCAAAAUAUGUUGAUAAAUUUUUAAAAGCUGCAGAAAUUCGGAAACGUGAUUUGGCCCUUGCGCAAGAGCGUAAAAUACAAAAAGAAAGAGAAGCUGAAGGCAAUGAGUUCGAAGACAAGGAAACAUUUGUUACUUCAGCUUAUAAGGCACAGGCUGAAGAGUUAAAGAAAUUGGAAGAAGAAGAUAAAAAGAAAGAGACAGAGCAGAAAAAAGGAAAACACAUGACAAGUUUUUAUCGACAAUUACUCGAUCAGACUGAUUCAGCAAAAACUGAAGCCAUUAAGGCCAGUCGAGCGUCGCUUACAACAAAACAAAGCAUAGAAGAAGACACAAACACACUCUCUCAAAAAUCAGAUAAAGAAUUAGCAGAAUUAGCGUUGGCCGCUGGGAAAGAGGUGAUACUGAAUGCAGACGAGAAAAUCGUGGACAAACGACAACUUUUGUCUGCGGGAUUAAAUAUCCCACAGAAAAAGAAGACUCCGGAAGCUCAAGCUGAUCAUGGAACAAACAAUAUUAAUAGAUAUAGUCGUUAUUCGUCUGGUCGUGGUGGACCAUCUUAUGAUAGGGAAGAAAUAAAGCAUCGAGAGAGACAGAGCCGUGAAUUAGAGAGACAAAUACUGGAGACACAAAGAAAAGCUGAAGAGGAACAGAAAGCAAAGGAUGAACAAUUGAUCCAAAAACUAUCACAAAAGAAAGAUGAAAAGGCGAUAUCUGAUGCGCGUGAAAGAUAUAUGGCUAGGAAAAAGCAGCGGAAAGAUUCAUAA
Molecule: messenger RNA, 2676 nt
Organism: Ambispora leptoticha
Lineage: Eukaryota; Fungi; Glomeromycota; Glomeromycetes; Archaeosporales; Ambisporaceae
Source: the annotation of a GenBank genome assembly